UGUAUAAAAGGGACAGGCAGAGAAAGUUUGGAAUGCAGUGCAGCAUUCCAAAGACAAGACUUGAACCUGUUGAAACCAUUGCAAGAAAAUAUCAUGGAUCGAGGUAUAGAGAAAGAUAUUAAACCUGACAUAUCUACGCUGCAAAAAAACCUUCUCCAAAAUACCCAGAGCUUAGGCUGUCGUCGACAUUCAUUGGGUCUAACACAUAAUGAUCUAAAUUCCUGUUUAUUUGGCUAUUUCACUACAACCGAAAACAUCCCAAAAACCUCACAGGGAAAUUUUAAAGUCACAGAUCAAAUGUCAUCUCCAAAUAUCAAAUCAGUCCCUUUGGUCUCAAGGAUUAGCUGUGGACUCCUGGCCAAUCACACAAUAGAAGCUUCCUGUCAAUUACCUCAAGGGUUGCGUCUGAUUAGUGCUGCCAUGGGAACGGCAAGCCAAUACGCAGUCAUGUGUUCUCAGAAGGUUAUAUCACGUGGUAUGAGAUUUGGACCCUACAGGGGGAGGGUAGUGCAGCUGUCUCAAGUUAAUGAGAGAGAGGAUAAUGCGUUUAUGUGGGAGGUUUUUCAAAACGGCCAAUUUAGCCACUUCAUUGAUGGCAGUACUGAGAGCGAGAACUGGAUGAAAUUCGUGAACUGCGCUCGACACCGCGACGAACAGAACCUAAGACUCGUCCAAGAUGGCGGCGAUCUGUAUUAUGAUGCAUGCCGGGAUAUUGUCCGCGGAGAAGAGCUGCUUGUUUGGUAUGGGCCUUGGUACGAGUUGUACAUGGGUAUAUUGGUGGGGAUGAAGACGGUGCAGCCAAGCAGGAAGACAGGGCACAAGAAAUUGAUAAGCGAAGGUGCACCUGGUAACUACUCGUGCGAGAGAUGCGGCAAAGUGUUCGCGUACAAAUAUUACCGCAAAAGCCAUCUCAAGUACACUCGGUGUGUGGACCAGGGUGACAGACGCUUCCCGUGUGAGCAAUGCGAUCGAUCCUUCGACAAGCGUGACCGACUGCGUAUCCACGUGCUCCACGUGCAUGAGAAGCACCGCCCACAUGAGUGUCACGUGUGCAAGAAACGCUUUUCCCAGUCCUCCAGUCUCAACAAACACAUGCGCGUCCACAGCGGUGAGCGCCCAUAUAAGUGCACGUACUGCGACAAGGCAUUCACGGCCUCCUCAAUCCUGCGCACGCAUAUUAGACAGCACAGCGGCGAGAAACCAUUCAAGUGCAAGCACUGCGGGCGCGCCUUCGCGUCGCACGCGGCGCAUGACAGCCACGUGCGGCGCACACACACAAAAGAAAAGCCCUGCAUAUGCGAGUACUGUGGCAAAGCGUUCGCGCAGUCCUACGAGCUCAAGUUCCAUAUAAAUAUGCACACUGGGGCUAAGCCUUACACGUGUGAGAAAUGCGGUCGGGGAUUCUCAAGCCCUUCGUCGAGGGAUCGGCACCGAACGAACUUCGAUUGCACGACGAGGAAAAAUCGAGCACCUAAAGUGAUGAAGAGGAGUCAACAGUUGGUUUGUGUGCAAGGGGCUGUUGGUGGGGGGAUCUCAGAAAAGGGGUUUCCUUUGAACAGGUAAAAUAGGUUUUUCCAGGGGAUAAAUCAUUAAUACUUAAAAACCCCUGGUUUUGUAUGUAGUAAGAUUUUCUUGGAAAUUUCGUAUAUGCAAAACUAAUAUAUAUGACAAAAACAUAAUUGAAAAUAUUUUAAAUAAAAAUAUAUUGGUGUAUCAGAA
Messenger RNA from Nematostella vectensis (starlet sea anemone), 1719 nucleotides. Its product is annotated as PR domain zinc finger protein 14. Gene Ontology annotation, cellular component: nucleus. The record is from RefSeq and is a predicted model, not a curated record. Gene Ontology annotation, molecular function: protein binding. The transcript is spliced from 6 exons. Lineage: Eukaryota; Metazoa; Cnidaria; Anthozoa; Actiniaria; Edwardsiidae. Bases 94 to 1563 code for a protein of 489 amino acids.